AUGCCUGGAGCCUGGAGUGAGACAAAGAAUGCCACUGAUGAAAUUCAGAAGAUUUGUGAUCAGGUGAAGGACCAAGUGGAGGCUUUCACUGGGGAGAACUAUGUGGUAUUCACAGCAAUUAAAUACAGGAGUCAGGUUGUGACUGGAGAGAACUUCCUCAUCAAGGUUGAUGUUGGAGAGGACUAUGAUCAUCUUAGCGUCUAUCGCAAACUUCCAUGUGAUGGAGGAGAGGUGGUGCUGCGCGGUGUCGAGCAGCACAGAACCAAAGACGCCCCGCUUGUACCUUUCACCAACUGA
Epinephelus moara (kelp grouper) is the source of this 297-nucleotide messenger RNA. RefSeq names its product cystatin-B-like. The transcript has 3 exons. The coding region runs from base 1 to 297 and encodes 98 amino acids. The record is from RefSeq and is a predicted model, not a curated record. Lineage: Eukaryota; Metazoa; Chordata; Actinopteri; Perciformes; Serranidae. Gene Ontology annotation, molecular function: cysteine-type endopeptidase inhibitor activity. Gene Ontology annotation, cellular component: cytosol.